Messenger RNA from Klebsormidium nitens, 3395 nucleotides. The record is from the annotation of a GenBank genome assembly. Lineage: Eukaryota; Viridiplantae; Streptophyta; Klebsormidiophyceae; Klebsormidiales; Klebsormidiaceae.
AUUCGCGGGGCGCAUUCACCAAGAUGCAUGGUGCACGAUGCACCGCAUUGAAGAUGAAGAGGGCUAGUCCUACCUGACAAGAAAUAGCUCCUGAGUCCCUGCUGGAGACCAAGUACUGGAACGUACCUACCCCUCACUUUCAGCUUCCAGUUUGCAAGGUGACACGCCGCACUGGUUAGCGUGCCGAUCACAAUCAUCUCAACCCCUGCUGGGUCCCUUGCAAUGAUCAACGUAUGCCACCUUGGCACUUCGGCAUUCCCUCCGAACGCAUUCUUAGGAGAGAGGCACCUUCUGCUUGCCCAUGUACCAGCUAGACAAGAUUUCAGAACGCACAUCCUCCCAUUCUUCCACCAAUGCAAGGCUCCUUCGUCCUCAACUCUGAUGCAUUCGCUGCAUUCAGUUGCAUCGGAGGCUUGAUGGUCUUUUCAGCGGAGACGUACACGCUCUGGGCGGUCUCGCAAGUGGCAUGCAGCUGGGGGGAGCGCCACCUGUCCGCUGAUCAGCCAUGAAUACCUGGUCAGGGCUCAAGACCCGCAAGGGCGGAGACACCCCAAGUGAGACAGCUGUCCGCCCACCAGACCCAGCAGCAAACACCACCAGUUUGGAUCCAGCAGACUCCGCCGGCCCGUACCCCCACACAGGAGCUGGCGCCCCCUUCCCGUCCGUAACCCACGAGCUAACCCAUGAGGGUCACGCACAUCAAAAGAGCCCGCAUCACUCGCCAGAGGCCUCCAAGUCCAUGGAGGUGAUUGACCGCUUUGGGCGGCUGAUCCAAGACUGGGCAAAGCCAAGCCAAGCUACCCCCCCAUUCCAUGGAAACCCGCCAAACCCCUCGUCCCCAUCUGUCGCACGCAUAAUCGGCCAGCCGUCUGCUUUGCUCCGCCCCCCCUCGACGGGUGGAUCCGCCUUCUCUCCUGUAACCACGUCGAUCCAGGUUGAGUUGUGGCAGCCACAGCAGCGCGAAAGGGGGGAGGAGGGAAAGUGGCCGGUGCGCCUCUUCCCAAGAAUCCCAACGCCCAAUGCAGGUGCACCGAAUGCAGCACAAGAGGGUGUGUCCUCCCCUCCUCCUAGCACAACCACUCUCACCGGUGCCCCUGCAGAGCCUUCGCCAACGACAUUGCCCCCCGCCUUCGGGGGCGCCAUAUCAGCUCCGCAGCACUUUGAUUACCGGCUGCCUUUCUCAGGGGCUGCUCCCGAGCGGAGGCUCCAAAUCCCCCCUGGACUUGAGAUCGCGCGCGUGAUUGACGCCAGGAGCGGCUCGCAGGCCCCGGCUUUGGAGCCCAGUUACUACGACUUUCUGCAGCUGGAAGGACGCCAGACAGCAGCCGCACAAGAGGACACUGAAUCUGACGCUCCCAGUGCGGGUCACAUUGGGCUGGAACUGCACCAUCUCCCUUCCUCCGGCGACCCAGUCACCUCCCUCCCUUUGUUCCACCACAAGCAAGCUGGUCUGUACAGGGGGGGGUUCAAGGUGCCCACGCUGAUCCCCCCCUUAGCGGACCCAGAGUUCCGGGACCUCAGUCCAAACCAGCCAGACACUCCCACCAAUCUGGGCGUCCCAACAGCGAAGGACCCGGACGCAUGGGAGGAGAGGCCCGUGCAAGAAAACAAAGCUGCUGGGGGCAUUCAGGGGGAGACAGCUGGCAAGGGUGUGCGAGGGGUUUAUGAUAAGAAGACGGGGCUUUUCCAACACAUGAAAGGCGGGUUCAGGGCGUUUUCGGGCGGCCUGGGAUAUUUGGACGCUGAGGGGCCGCCACGUGGCGGGCCAGGACUGGUGGCCCACAGAACCUGGAGUGCCGUGCCAGUUACCUCGCCCCCCGGGUCUCCCCCCCGUGCACUCAGCGACUCGGGGCUUAAGAGAGCCUGGGAAGCGUCACAUGCUGCUGAGCGCCUGGGGAAACGCCCGAGGUUGACCUUGGAACAACUGGAGCCCAGACAGACCGAUGUAGACCGCAACGAGCCUGAGGGAAAUGAAGCGGUUGUCCGAAACCGCGAUCCUCAGGACAAUGACCCGUUCAAGGAAGCGUCCAAACCCCUGUCCGGGUCCGGAUUAGCCGUCGAAUCGGCGGACGGAAUGGGCCGCCAGCUGGCGAAUGCGCAGCGCCAGCUGUCCGAUGCCCGCAGCCAACUGUCGGACGCCCAGCGGCAGGCUUCGGACGCUCGGCAACAGCUGGUGGACGCACAGGCGUCGUGGGAAACGGACCGCCGGCAGUGGCGACAAAAGGAGGCGGCCUGGGAGGCGUUCCGGACGGCGCGAAUGCAGCCGGGGGGAUCCCCCGUGGCCGGCGGGGGAUCCCCCGCAGUUGCUCGGGCCGGACGGUAUAGCGAGGACGAGAUCGGACGGCUCAUCUCGGAGCGGCUCAUCCGGACGGAGAGCAUGCUGAUUGCGGCGCUGGCGGAGAUCGGACGGCUGAGAGCGUGGAUUGCGGGGAUGCGGGCUGCGCCGCGGGCGGGCGCUCCGGGGGCUCCGCCGGAGGGGAGUGCCUCGGGAGACACUGUGCGGGCUUGAUCCUCUGAUCGCGGCCCGAGAGGAGCCCACGUGAAACACGUGGCGGAGUUAGUGUCGGCGUCAAAGAGCUCCACAUGGCCGUGUUGGGGCAGGUUCGCAGGUCGCAUCAUGUUAGAAAGUGGUUAGCUGCAUCGCAUCGCAUCCGUUUGGGUCUAGGUAGAGCAUAACCCGGGUUUGUGGCACAUGGGCAUGGUGGAAUGGUUGGAGAGCUGGGUGCGGAAUCUGUGCAUUAUGAAAGGUAUUCACGUCAAAGGUACAAACACCGUGUACGUUCUUUCAGCCGGGAGCCAUUCUGCGGUUGGGAAACUUUCGACGGUUUUGACAUUGUGGCCCCACUGGGCUUUGCACAAUAGGGUCAGGAAGAGAUCGCGCGAGCGUGAUGCACUGGGCGAAAGUACGUCUGAGUCUUGGGUUAAAAGCACAUUGGUCAUUAGCAAGUUGAGUUGUAUCGAAAACUUGUGUGCGUUGUGGGAAACCAAUCCGCAUGUGUAUGCUGCGGUCAAAGACACUAAGCAGAAGUGGGAUUUGCAUGCGUCGUUAUGACGUGACGCCACGUCACGCUCGCAGAAGCUUAUGCGAGAUGAGGUCACCAGCUCUGAGGCCUAGCUAGGAGUGGAAAACCAGCUAACAUCUCACGUUCUUGCUGCGAUUUAAUUCGGCAGCUUUCUUUUAUUGACUCAAGCCGUUGUACAAGGUUUUACACUAGCCUAGGCUGGACGUUUUGACACUCGACAAUCUGGUAUAUCAGAAAUUGACGCUCUACCGACAACAGUCUGUAGAUGGUAAUCUCGGAUUCUGCCGCUGUGGCUAGCAUAUCUCAAGCUUUCAUAAUUCUUCGCAAUGCAGCACCAGUUGUUGUAAGCUAGGACCAGCUCGCCGGCAUGUG